UGAAGCUUAAUAAAGAUACAUCGGAUUUAUUAUUUUUUUUAAAAAUAUUUCAUUAAAUUUAAAUUUUUGAGUUAAAAACGAAAAAACCAAAUUUACAGAAGCCAAACAAAAAAUGAUAAAGGAUACUUUUAUAAUUUUCUAUAUAAUAUCACAAAUUAGUGGUUAUGUAAUACAUCCAGAAUUAAAACAUACAACAUUAGUUACACAUCAUAGUAGUCCUAUUUUAGCCACAACUGUAUUACAUCCAGUAGCAACAACAACGACAACAACAACACAACAUGUUGAAGCACCAAAAAUUGUUGAGGAAUCAAAACAAGUAGAAGAAAUUGCAUAUCCAAAAUAUAAAUUUUCAUAUGAAGUAAAAGAUAGUAAAACUGGUGAUGAUAAACGUCAUGAAGAAUCACGUGAUGGAGAUGUUGUUACUGGACAUUAUUCAUUAGUUGAACCAGAUGGUAGUCGUAGAACAGUUGGUUAUACAGCAACUGAUUUAACUGGUUUUAAUGCUAUUGUUACAAAAGAACCAGCACCAGCACCAUUACCAGCAACACAAAUUAUCCAUACAGCACCAGCUACAACAGUUACUUUAGAAGAAAUACCAGCAAUACAGCAUAGAACACUUGUUUUACCACAAGCAUCAACAGCUUUACUUUCUGGUCAUAGUUUAUCUUCAACAUCAUCGGUUAUACAUCAUGGUACACCAUCAUUAUUAGAAUUGCCAUUAUCACAAAGAGUUAUUAGUUUACCACAACAUCAUAUAAUUGAACAUCCAGGAACAUUAUUACAUGAAACACAACAUUUAUUAUCUAGUCCCUCAUAUUUAUAUUCUUAUGAUAGUCUUUUAAAUGGUAGUGAAAAUGGUAACGGAAAUGGAAACGGUAAUGGUAACGGAAACGGAAAUGGUAACGGACAGAGUAACGGACAUGGUAACGGAAAUGGUAAUGGCAAUGGAAACGGUAAUGGGAACGGUAAUGGAAACGGAAAUGGCAAUGGUUUCAAUGGAAUGAAUGGUAAUGGUAAUGGAAACGGCAUGAUGAAUGGAAAUGGAAAUGGAGAUUAAGGAAAAUUAUUAAAAAAAAAGAAAGAAACCCGAAAAAUGCGCAGCCUAAUACAAUAAAUUCGUAAAUUGGAGUCAAACACCAUAAAGUUUUAAAGGAGUCAAUAAUCAAAUUAAAGUUGCAAUAUGAAAAAUCCAAUAAAUAAUUUAUUUAUUAUAUUAUUAACCAUCAUCAUAAAUCACAUUUACAUUAUACACAUACAAAUAUAUCUAAAUCACUGUUUACGAGUAUAAAUAUUAUUCUUUAGGAAAUUUAAGGACAAUGUUUAAUAUUUAACAGAAAACAUUUCAUACAGAUAACAUUUUACUAACAUUUUCUUUUUUAUAAUAAUUUUAAUAAUGUUCUUUUAAUUACUAACAAACAAAUUUUAUUUAAUAAUAUAAAUGAUGUUUUAUAAUUUUUUUUAAACAGAAUUUAAUACACAUAUACAUAAAUUGUAAUAUAAUAAUAUAUAUACCUAGUUAAAAUACAAGAUGAAGUGACAAAUUGAAAAAAUUAAACGCACAUUAACGAGGAAAAAGUAAACUGAAUGAACAAGACACUGUUAACGAAAAAAAUAAGAGAAACACAGGAAUUAGAACAUUUCAUAAAAAUAUAUAGAAUUUUUAUUUUUUUUUUUUCUUAUAAAAUAAACACCCAACUAGAGACGAAUGAAAACCGACAAAG
Messenger RNA from Condylostylus longicornis, 1721 nucleotides. RefSeq lists its product as uncharacterized. Gene Ontology annotation, cellular component: extracellular matrix. NCBI's taxonomy places the organism in Eukaryota, Metazoa, Arthropoda, Insecta, Diptera, Dolichopodidae. The record is from RefSeq and is a predicted model, not a curated record. Bases 113 to 1057 code for a protein of 314 amino acids. The transcript is spliced from 2 exons.